AUGGAAAAGGUUGAGAAGGUGGAUAUUCGUGUGAAGGAAUACUUGGAUUUGGCUGGAAGGGAAAAGUGGGCUAGGCUUUAUGCUCCAGUUAACAGAGCAUGGACUAUGACAUCAAAUAUUGCUGAGUCUAUCAAUUCAGCAAUCGUGCAAGGUGACAAGGAACUUGAAAUGCUGCAGAUUAAUUUAAAGCAAGAAACCAGGGAACUAGACAUCGCAACUAAACAUGUUUGUCUUGAAAAGAAAACGUGCACUUGUAAAGAGUUUCAAAUGGAGGAGAUGCCAUGCCCACAUGCUUGGGCUAUUCUUAAAAGCAAGAAUCUAACAGUAGACAACUACUGUUCAAACUUAUACAAACUGGAGACUGUUGUGAAGAAUUAUGAUGUCGCUGUGUAUCCUCUGCCCGAUGAGAGUGAGUGGAAAAUACUUGCAUCCCUCUCUGAAGAGAUAGUUCUGCCACCGAGAUAUAAGAGACCUCCCGGAAGGCCAAAGAAGAAACGCGAUAAGCCUUUAACUAAAUUGCUACCAAAUAAACGUUCAAAUUUGUGUAGUAGAUGUGGUCAUGAAGGUCAUAAUAGGUGCUCUUGUAGAAAUGAGCCUAGAAGAAAAUAA
Molecule: messenger RNA, 609 nt
Organism: Lycium barbarum (goji berry)
Lineage: Eukaryota; Viridiplantae; Streptophyta; Magnoliopsida; Solanales; Solanaceae
Exons: 3
Coding region: 1-609 (202 amino acids)
Molecular function (GO): zinc ion binding
Source: RefSeq, a predicted model, not a curated record